Molecule: messenger RNA, 793 nt
Organism: Cyprinus carpio (common carp)
Lineage: Eukaryota; Metazoa; Chordata; Actinopteri; Cypriniformes; Cyprinidae
Product: synaptogyrin-3-like
Cellular component (GO): neuromuscular junction; synaptic vesicle membrane
Source: RefSeq, a predicted model, not a curated record
GUGUGUGUGUGUGUGUGUGUGUGUGUGUGCCUACCUCGACCCACAGCCCAGAGCCUGAAUAACAGUAGAAGGAAAAUGGACGGAGUGGGUUCAUUUGGUGCUGGGAGAGCCGGGGCUGCGUUCGACCCUGUUGCCUUUCUCCAACAGCCGCAGACCAUCCUUAGAAUAUUAUCAUGGAUCUUCUCAAUGGUAGUGUUCGGAUCCAUAAUAAAUGAAGGCUACGUCAACCAUGGCAGUCAGAGGCUCUAUUGCGUUUUCAACAAGAACAACAAUGCCUGCAACUAUGGAACCACCAUUGGGCUCAUAGCAUUUCUAGCAUGCAUUUUCUUCAUUAUCCUUGACAUGAAGUUCCAACAAAUCAGCAGUAUUAAAGACAGGAAGAAGGCAGUGAUGCUGGACAUUGGGUUUUCAGGCUUCUGGGCGUUUUUGUGGUUUGUUUGUUUCUGCUUCUUGGCCAACCAGUGGCAGCGCACCACCCCAGAUGAGCUGCCCUUAAACCAGGGAGCGGAUGCUGCAAGAGCUGCCAUUACCUUCUCCUUCUUCUCCAUCUUCACCUGGGCUGGUUUGACCGUGAGAGCGGUGCAGAAGUACAUGCUAGGGACCGACAUGAGUCUUUUCACCACAGAGCACGUGGACGGCAACCCGCCCGUCCAGCCCUACCCCACCGUCACAAGCACCGAGCCCAAUGACACUUACCAGAGCCCACCCUUCACCGAAAACCUGGACUCCAACGCCCCAACCUACCAGGUGCCAAUUUACUGAAACGGUGCCUAGCAGAAGUCCACUGUCGGAG